UCCCCCUCCGCUCAUCUGCUCCGCAGCCGCGUCGAAACACACAAACACACGUUCAGGAGACAAGAGAUCCGCGAGGAACAGACGACGCAGAGAUGAGGGAAAGAAAACAGCUGAAAUCCACUCGGCUGUAAACCAUGGCCGAGAGAUAGAGAGGGGGGGGGGGGAGAGAGAGAGAGAGAGAGAGAGAGAGAGAGAGACAUGGCCCUCUCCAACAUCUCCGCAGUGAAGCUGCACGUCCUGGACUGAAGACCAUGCUGGAUAAGAGCGAGGUGUCGACUCUGGCUCUGCCGCCCCCCGUGAGCCAUGGCGGGUCAGACGGGAACAUCAGCGUGGAGGCCGGGUCUGAGGGUGAGAUCCAGCGGACGCGGGCGGCCCUCGAACACCUCCAGCAGAAGAUCCUGAAGAUCACGGAGCAGAUCCGCGUGGAGCAGGAGGCCCGGGACGAUAAUGUGGCCGAGUACCUCAAGCUGGCCCACAACGCCGACAAGCAGCAGGCGUCACGCAUCAAACAGGUGUUUGAGAAGAAGAACCAGAAGUCUGCGCAGACCAUCGCACACCUGCACAAGAAGCUGGAGCACUACCACAAGAAGCUCAAAGAGACCGAACAGAACGGUCCAGCACGGCAGCCCAAAGACGUCCUGCGGGACAUGCAGCAGGGGCUGAAGGAUGUCGGAGCCAAUGUGCGAGCAGGAAUCAGCGGUUUUGGAGGAGGUGUGGUGGAGGGAGUGAAGGGUGGAGUCUCGGCGCUCACACACACCGCCGUCGUCUCCAAACCCAGAGAGUUCGCUAGUCUCAUUCGGAACAAGUUCGGAAGCGCCGACAACAUCGCACAUAUGAAGGACCCUCUGGAGGACGGACACGCGGAGGAGACACCCAGAGCUCUGAGCGGUAGCGCUACGCUAGUCUCCAGCCCCAAAUACGGCAGUGAUGACGAGUGCUCCAGCGCCACCUCUGGAUCCGCAGCAGGCAGCAACUCUGGCGGAGCCGGCGGCGCCUUGUCAGGGAUGGGAGCGGCCAUGGGCAGCCCUCGACUGGACGGACACCACCACCACCAUCACCACCACCACACCUCAUCCUCCUCCUGGGACGCGCUGCUGGAAGGCCUGCAGGAGAUCAAGGUGGGUCAGGUGCACAUGGAGGACGCCAUCGAUGACAUGAAGGCACAGCUGCAGAGCGACUACAGCUACAUGACCCAGUGCCUGCAGGAGGAGCGCUACAGAUACGAGCGGCUGGAGGAGCAGCUGAAUGACCUGACAGAGCUCCACCAGAACGAGAUGAGCAAUCUGAAGCAGGAGCUGGCCAGCAUGGAGGAGAAAGUGGCGUACCAGUCCUACGAAAGAGCGAGAGACAUCCAGGAGGCGGUAGAGUCCUGCCUCACCCGCAUCACCAAGCUGGAGCUGCAGCAGCAACAGCAGCAGGUGGUGCAGCUGGAGGGUGUGGAGAACGCAAACGCCCGUGCGCUACUGGGAAAACUCAUCAACGUGAUCCUGGCGCUGAUGGCGGUGCUGCUGGUGUUCGUCUCCACCAUGGCCAACUUCAUUACGCCGCUCAUGAAGACGCGGGCGCGGGUCGGUGCCACCCUCGCCCUGGCGCUCUUCCUGGUCACACUGUGGAAACACUGGGAU
Messenger RNA from Danio aesculapii, 1625 nucleotides. It is a transcript of the gene tmcc2, whose product is annotated as transmembrane and coiled-coil domain family 2. The record is from RefSeq and is a predicted model, not a curated record. The transcript is spliced from 5 exons. Gene Ontology annotation, cellular component: endomembrane system. Lineage: Eukaryota; Metazoa; Chordata; Actinopteri; Cypriniformes; Danionidae. Gene Ontology annotation, biological process: amyloid precursor protein metabolic process. The annotation marks the transcript as partial.